Messenger RNA from Macrosteles quadrilineatus (aster leafhopper), 850 nucleotides. Its product is annotated as NADH dehydrogenase [ubiquinone] iron-sulfur protein 4, mitochondrial-like. The record is from RefSeq and is a predicted model, not a curated record. Gene Ontology annotation, biological process: electron transport chain. Bases 82 to 639 code for a protein of 185 amino acids. The transcript is spliced from 4 exons. Lineage: Eukaryota; Metazoa; Arthropoda; Insecta; Hemiptera; Cicadellidae.
AACUUGGAAGAGGCAUAGUUCUGUUUUCGUCGUCUUCGUCUAACCUACAAGUCAAUCAGUGAGUUAAUCACUAUUGUGAAAAUGGCACUUAGAAUUUCACUUGGAAUAGUUACGAAUAGUCUAAAAUCAGCAGCUUUAGGAAGGAAUCGAGCAGUUGCAACAACUGCUGUUGCAUGUAAGAAUCUGAAAGAUGCUCCGAUCAUUGAUCCUGAGGAAGUUAUCCUACCACCUGAGGCUGUAGAACAUGAGAAACAGUUGGAGGGCUACAUCACUGUAGACACUCCACUGGAUAUUUCAAAGAUCACUGGAGUGCCUGAGGAGCACAUCAAGAACAGGAGGGUCCACAUUUACCAAACCCCCAAGAACGCCAUGCAGUCAGGCACUGACAACGUAGGCCUUUGGGCGAUGGAGUUUGAGACCCGCCAACGCUGGGAAAACCCGCUCAUGGGCUGGAGCUCAACUGGAGAUCCAUUGUCAAACAUGUCCCUGCAGUUCCGUAGUCAAGAUGACGCCAUUUCUUUCUGUGAGAAGAACGGAUGGCAGUGGUUUCUAGCCCCGCCGAAGAAAGCCCAACCUAAACCAAAAUCAUAUGCUUUGAACUUCUCUUGGGACCGGAGAACCCGAAAGUCUACAAAAUAAACUAAAAUUAAAUAUUACUAUCCGUAGUAUCAUAACAGUAAAACUUCUGAAUCAAGCCAGGUGUUUGUAAAUAUUAGUAAUUUACUUUUUCAUAAAAUGCUUUCAUUUACAUUUGUCAUGUAUUAUCUUGAAGUUGAAUAUAGUCUACCUGGAAUCAAUUUGGACUUGAAAAUAGUGUUUCCUAAAAAAUAUAUUAUUGUUGUGGCUGAAA